GGCGGAUCCAGGGGCGGGGCCGCGGGCUCCCCUCACACGAGCCCGGGAUCCUCUCCUCACACACGCGGGCUCAGAUCGGGGCAGCACGGGCAGCCUUCGCAGCAGCGGCCUAGUGUCUGACGUUGCUGAGGGCUGGAAACCCUCAGCCCUCCUUUGCAGCCUCUCUCGCAGGCUGCCCAGGGAUGGAGUCCCUCCCCGAGGCAGUCCUGAUCCGAAUCCUGGCCUCCAUACCUGCCGUGGAUCUGGUGCUGGUGUGCCGCCUGGUCUGCUGCCAGUGGAGGAACCUGGUGGAUGGAGCUGAGCUUUGGAUGCUGAAGUGUCAGCAGGAAGGCCUCACCAGAGCAGAGGCAGAGGCAGAGAACUGGCAGAAUUUCUACUUCCUGAGCAAGAAAAGGAAGAACCUCAUCAAGAACCCUUGUGGCGAAGAAGACUUGGAGCACUGGGGAGAGGUAGAGAAUGGAGGUGAUGGCUGGAAAGUUGAAGAGCUCCCAGGGGACUUUGGAAAAGAAUUUCCUAGUGAAGAAGUCCAUAAAUACUUUGUUACAUCUUAUGAGUGGUGCCGAAAGGCUCAGGUCAUUGACCUCAGGGCUGAGGGCUACUGGGAAGAGCUGAUGGAUACAACCCAGCCUAAAAUCAUGGUAAGAGACUGGUAUGCAGGACGCAGCGAUGCUGGCUGCCUCUACGAGCUGUGCGUGCAGCUGCUCUCUGAGAAUGAGGAUGUGCUGGCUGAGUACAAAAGUGACACUGUCACCAUCCCACAGGACAAUGAUGCCAGCUGGACUGAGAUCUCCCACACCUUUUCCAGCUACGGGCCUGGGGUCCGCUUUGUGCGCUUCGAACACGGUGGGCAGGACACGCUGUUCUGGAAGGGGUGGUACGGGGUGCGUGUCACCAACAGCAGUGUGACACUGGAGCCAUAGCUGUGCUCAACCAGGGUCUGCAUGCUGCAGCUGCCUUCCCUCAGGGCAUCCCCUGCCUUUGGAUGGUUUCUGCAUGGUGCUGCUGCUGGCUGUAAAGCCUUUCUGCAUAGGAGCGUGCGUGCAAGAUGCCAGGAGCCACCACCCCUCCCUCCUCAAGAGGACUGUGCAAAGAAUGUGAAUGGAUUUGUGAAUGCACCACAAGACUCAGCCUCAGCGCUUGCACUGAUGUUCUCCAGCAGACAGAUCACCUAGAAAUCCUGCAGCCCUCCUCUCUUCCUAACCCCUGGCACCCAGCCUGAGUCAGAUCUCUCUCCUGCCCGCUUCCCAGACCUGGGCACUCCUUAAAACUUGAAGGGACACUUUAAGUAUAUUUUCUGGAAGCUAGAGUGGGAAGAAAAGAAUAAAGAAAACCACAGACCCAGUGUCUCAAAACAUACCAGGGAAACCCAGAGCCCUGUCCCCAACUGUUUCCAUGACCUGCAGUGAGAACCUUGGCUUCUCCCACUUAUAAAGAGAGUUUACCACAGAGGGGCUGUAGCUUGGCUGUCAGUGCUAUUUGUUUAAUUUUUAGUGAUAAUGCAAAGCAAGAGAGGUUGAAUCCUUUUUCUCUUACACUGUUCCCAGCAUCCAUUUAUCAAGGAAAUUGUUGGGAAGAGAAACCUGUCUGGUGUCCUGGGACUUUGUCUCCCUCAGAUGGCAUCUGAGAGUAAUUGCUGGGGGAGAGAGAGGAAGAGAUAACAGAUUAGGGAAGUGGGUUAGAAAAAAUUGGGGAUAGGGUCCAGGAACAAAUGAAAACAAACUCAAUUUACCCCUUCCUGGCCUGUGCAUGCUUCAUGCAAAAAGCAUCCUGGCCAUCCAGUGUGACUCUGCUAGCAGGACACAGCUGUUGGCCUCGUUGCACUUCUACUGACUGUGUCUGCAGGAAUUACACAUCUGCCUCUGCCAAGACAGCACUUGAGUCUUCUACUUGUGCUUCUUGUUAUCAGUCAGGGCUGUGAGCCCAUCCUGAACAGACCCCUAAGCUUUCCUGAACCAAGACUGUCCCUGCCUAGUUAUUCCAUUCAGAACAGCAUCCCCUAACAGAGCUGGUGUUGCCUAGAGAAAGUAUUUAUAUUUCUGUAUCCAUCUGUCUGUCUUCCCUCCCUGGGCUGCCAUUUAAGUGCCCCCUUACACAUGCAGUGACUGCAACUGCCUGGAGCCAAAGGAAAGAUUUUCCCACCUGGACACUGUGCAUGCUUCCUCAGGCUUCCUGCACAGCUACACCCAAGUGCCACACACACCCCAGGGUCCAGGCAAACACAAUAAAGUGACACAACUGUGUGGAUUUCCUCUUGUCUACAGGGUAUUCGCCCCCUGUGCUCAAGCAUUUGUCCUCUGGUUACGUGGAUCAUGUCAGCCAGUUCUCUCCAGAAGCAGGAGUCACUGCGCUGUGACACCAAGGGUGUCCCUGGGAGAGGUGCAGGCUCUGUUCCCCAGCA
Prinia subflava (tawny-flanked prinia) is the source of this 2398-nucleotide messenger RNA. It is a transcript of the gene FBXO2, whose product is annotated as F-box protein 2. NCBI's taxonomy places the organism in Eukaryota, Metazoa, Chordata, Aves, Passeriformes, Cisticolidae. The coding region runs from base 183 to 920 and encodes 245 amino acids. The record is from RefSeq and is a predicted model, not a curated record. Gene Ontology annotation, molecular function: ubiquitin protein ligase activity; protein binding. Gene Ontology annotation, cellular component: cytoplasm; SCF ubiquitin ligase complex. The transcript has 6 exons. Gene Ontology annotation, biological process: glycoprotein catabolic process; SCF-dependent proteasomal ubiquitin-dependent protein catabolic process.